Molecule: messenger RNA, 3332 nt
Organism: Ooceraea biroi (clonal raider ant)
Lineage: Eukaryota; Metazoa; Arthropoda; Insecta; Hymenoptera; Formicidae
Source: RefSeq, a predicted model, not a curated record
UUGAUAUCGGCGGUGCGGACAACCACGUGACUCAUUCACUCAUCUGUCAAUGGCCACUGGCCCACUGGCCAUUGGCCACGGUGGUUAGGUUAGGUACUCCGUCUACCGCGUGGGCACGUGCUUGUACUCUCGCGUUGUGUUCGUUAAUUUUAUCGAGUGAUAUUCUGCGGAGAUCAUUGACAUGCAUUAUAUUUCAUUAGAGACGAUUGACCGAAAGCUGCGAUCGCACGAUAGCGUGCCGCUCCUGCGAAACUCACGGAUAAAUUAUAAUAAACCGUACGAGCGACCGAGAGAAUUGAUGUGGGAAAGAAUGGCGAUGGUGAACGAAGAUGCCAGGGCCAAGCAAAAGCAAAAAUUUGCAGCAGGCUUCUGCCCAAACUCGCUGCUGGUAUAUACAGGAACGGUGCCAAGAGCAAAGACAUUCGAAAAGCAAAGAUGUCGAAUGAUUCACUGGAUAAAGCACGCCUAGACGCGGAUGCACUGAAACUUCUCAAUGGCGAUUCUUCAGAUUUGGAAUGUGAUAUAGAGGUGGCGGCAUACAAUGACGCUACUAAGCAGUCGUCAAGUAAAGAUAUUGACAAGAACAGCAAUGAGGAAUGGGCAUAUACCUACGAACAAAGCCCUGUUUUGGGGAAGAGAGAAAGUGAGAAUUUGGGACAACAGUGUAAAGAGAGGGUCGAGGAGAUUUUGAGGAACUGGGAGAAACUUGCCAAACUGGAUCUUAAUAGCGAGUGUAAAUUCGCUGCUCCGAAGGAGGAUGUAUGUAGGCACAGAUUAGUUCUGAACGAUAAGGGUCGUGCGGAACUGAGUUCUGAUAUUGCACAAUAUUCAGAUGCUGCCGAUGUUAUAAUGGAGAAGAUGAUAGAACGGUUAGCGAAGAAAGAUGGAGAAAAUAAUGAAUACUGGCGUGAUCUGCUGCACUACAUGAAGUUUUGCAAAAGUGCUGAUAAAAAGUUUAAAGAGGACGAACAGGAUAGUUUACUAGGGAUACCAGAUCCUACUGUGAACACGCUCAACAAAGUGAGGGAAUCUUACGUUGAAUCUUUGCGUGUAGAAAUUCCGUGUGAGGACAAUAACCACCAGGCGCCGUCACACAUGGAAUCGAUGGAGUAUCAAGCUUGCACGUUCAGCACUUCGCAGUCGUCAUCUACCAAAUAUGAGGGUCCUAAAUCUGUUGAUUAUACGAUCGCACGCGAAAUUAAAAAACCACCGCGAAAAAAUCUCAAAUGUCGCUUGACGGAGAAUAAAGAGUCUAGAAGAGACGGUGAGUCUAGAAGAGACGGCGAUAUAAUAUUUUACGGUCCUCCAUCUCGUUUACAGAAGCCUCUCGCGACACGUACCACGAGUGAUUCUGUUAUGAUCAACUUAUACGAGGCUAGCGACAAUCAAUUUCCGCAGCGUUCCACGGACGUUUAUCAACUUCCGAAGCCGGUAAAUUACGAGCUCGUGAACGAGAAUGAACCUUAUUACUCGAAUACUCGCUUCGGCUGUCCGAAAGAGCCAAUUUAUGCCGAUCUUCCUGGGAGAGAUCAUACGGAUAAUAUUUACAGCGAUGAUUCGCCGAUUAACGUUGAGAAUGUUAAUGUUAUUUAUACUGACGAUGCUGCUGCUGCUAAUGUCUAUGUUGUUGAUAGGAAGCACUCGAAUUCAUCAUUCUAUGAGCCUGUGCCACUUGCGGAGAGAUAUAUAGCGAAGGAUCCUCCUCGUGAAAAAUCGCCUGUUUCCUACUACGUGCCGAAUGAUGUAGUUCAAGGGCGCUACGUGCAAACGGCUGACAAGAGUAACGCGAAGAAUGCCAGACGCGUAUCUGUGAUUUGCCAAAAUAAUAAUAAAAAUGUAGUCGCCAACAGAGUCGGUCAUCCUGUGAAGACAAAGGUUAAUCGCAAGGAAUUAUUCAAACUACUGGGAAACCCAAAUAUUGUCAUGGAAUACGCAAAUAGGUGCAGCACUCUUACAUCCAACAUGAUGAACGUGCCGUCCAAUCAAUCAACUCUGCCGGAACCUCGGAUCGACUCGACGAGAAUGAGGGACGCACAGGAGCACCAGAAGAAGUUCGAGAUAAAUCUGCGUUCCCACGAACCGGACAAAAAACGGGACUCUUGCCGAGUCGAUAGAAGUUCGUGCCGAUUAUGGAAUACCGAACCCUCGUUUCGCACGAGUACGCACGCCACGGAUCCGCCGGCUGAACCGCAAGAAGCCUCACGGAAUUUCACAAGGCCCUCUAUAAAUCCACGUCUCUCCGUAACGUCUCUCCGUAACGUCUCUCCGUACGAUGAACCGAUUGACUACUCGAUGAAAAAUGAAAGUUACUAUAAUUUUGACGUACAGCCAGUGGAGCAGCGUCCUCCAGUCCAGUCCAGGUUACACUCGUGUAAAAACAACGACAGUGCCGAGAUAUUUUGGGGGCCGAGGGAUAUUUUGAGAGGCAGGGAGCGCGAUCGCGAACAAGAUGUAUUUUUCGACGACGGAGCGGCGCCAACGUUGAGCUCCUCGCACAACGCAGAACGAAUGGAAAAGAGAUCCAGGGAGGUGGAGAUACAGAGCGAGGAGAGGUUUGACAAGGUAAGUUUACCAGAACCAGAGACGGAGUACGCUUACUUGUACCUACCAUCUGCGUCGUACCGCCCACGCGUUGCAGCCGUGCCACGAUCCGAGCCCUUGUACGGCAUGGAGAGCUAUAACAAUAGCACGGAUAAUUCGGUUAAUUCGUACAGCGGUAUGCCAAACGCGCCGCUAUCGUCGUCGGAAUACAGCAAGUACGCGACCAGGCCGAAACCAAUCGAUCGUAGACCGCACAUCAUGCAGCAACGGAUCACUCAGCCCGUAAAGUACAUGACUGUGAUGAAGGGGUCAGUGAGCAAGAAGGUACCCAUGUACUCGGUGGACUCGGGGACCGAGAAGAUACCCGUGUGCAAUCGCAACUCAAACACCAUGCUCUCGAACACCCAGUCGCGUUAUAACUGCCCGCCGGAAGCGGUACCACUGCGGACGAGUCAGCCGCGGCCCGACGAUCGCACGCCGUACGACGAUGGCGUAUAUAACUUUAUAGAGCAGCCGGAUUACAACAUGUUCGACCCUUGGCCCAAUAUUCGGCAUCCCUCGCAUUUGUAACUGGAAUACAUGGAUGCAUCUUCGUGCAUAUCGGCGUGACUGUACGGAUUAUAUAACAAUGUAUCGAUUAUACUAUUAUAUUGUACGAGGAUUAUGAUUACUACUUACGUUAUAAUUCAUUUUGUUGACUGAAUCGGAGACUAGGGAAUCCCCGAUAACAGAACGACACGUUUCUGUAAAUGCAUAAUGAAUAAAUAAAAACGUUGCGAUCAUUGUCUGAU